Culex pipiens pallens (northern house mosquito) is the source of this 1095-nucleotide messenger RNA. RefSeq lists its product as uncharacterized. The record is from RefSeq and is a predicted model, not a curated record. The annotation marks the transcript as partial. Lineage: Eukaryota; Metazoa; Arthropoda; Insecta; Diptera; Culicidae. The transcript is spliced from 4 exons.
AACCCUCCAGAACAUCAACGAGCCCGGUGGUGGUACCCGUUCCUUGUACGGUCAUCGUCCGGCGGAGAAGAAAGCCCGCCUGUCCCGUUCGCUGACGCUUCCGAUUUUCAACUUUCCCGGUGCGAAUGCCUUUGUGGGACGCCUUCCGCAGCAGCCUCCACAGCUGGAAGCGUUCAAGACCUCUUCCAAUAACUUCCUGUACGAGGCAAAGAUGAUCGCUUCCAGUACCACCCCCGUCAGCGGGAACAGCCCGAAAAUCCUGCUGACCACCGACGACAACUCAUUCGACUACCGACGGAAGUCGUCCGGUGGGAGUACCCUGUUCACCCCUAGCGGUGGAGCACCGUCGGUGGCACCGGCCGAACCCCACAUUUACGACUUUGACGAGAAGCGCUCCAGUGGGGAUGGGUCGGUUGUGAUAAGCGUUACAUCCCCGACGGCGUACCAAAUUCCCACGUCCAAGUCGUUUGGGUUGACCUCGCUGAACCUGGUGAACCUCCAGAACUCCGCCUAUAUCAGCAACCAGAACAACAACUUUAGUACCGGUAACAGCAGCCUAGUAGGUAGUGGUAACGUAGUGUCCAGUAGCUUUAGUGGUAACAGUAGUAUCAAGCGGGGUAGCGACGCGCAGCUCAUUAGCAAUAGUACCAACAAUGCCAUUUACCGGCUAGCCCGGAUCAUCAACCAGACAACGAAAGCCCCGGCGCCGACGCCGACCACGCCCGGUGCCGGCAUGACCAGUCUUCACCACCAGAUCAACGACGACUCCGCGCGGAGGCUGUCCUGGGAGAGGCGGGACAAGGGCUGCAAGCCGAUUCCGCGCUCGUCCAGCAUCGACUCGAUGGUGGACGCCGUGUGGAACGAGUUUCCGACGUCGGCACCGGGCAGCGCCCGUAACUCCGUCUCCAACCAGUCCAGCCAGUCGCAGUCUACGUCGAACGUUCCCUCGAAUCUGAACAUCUUCCUGAGCUCGAACCGGCGCGAAAGCAUGCUCAGCCCGUCGUCGAACCGGCGGUCAAAACACCAGCGCGGAAUAUCCGGUGAGUAAAAAACCUGGAAAAUGGUGGUUGAUGACAUGAGAGGUAUGAAAAAAAA